AACGUUCUGUUUUGCAGUGAUUUGAUUGCUUGGUCUCAGCUAUGUGAUUUCGUUCGGACACACCUCGCCCUGCACCACCACCGACUAUCCUCUUCAUCUUCGCCCUCGGAUAAAGAGCAACACAGCCAGCUUCAUUAAGCGGUGUUGCCGUCGCUCUCCUCGGGGUGGAAGUUGUCCGCUGGCUUCUCCGGGCCCGAGCCAGUUUAGGAAGAUCUUGCCUCGCGGAACCGCAACAGGGAAACAGCGACGUGUUUUUGUCGCGCUUAGGCCGUUGUUAUUAGGAGGCUGCUGUCAAAGUCCCACUCCUUUUUUUUUUUUUACAAGGACCUGCAUGGCUGUGAAGCGGUGCCCUGGACUGUCGGUGUAAACUUAAAAGGCUAUGUGUGUCGUGCCAGGCCAAGGCGAGGACAGACCGGAGAUGCCAACUGGCUAGCAGCGCUAAUGUUAUCUGGACCCGCAGCUAGGUCGCAAAACACAGAUUACUUAGCACAUUAAGUCAGUCGUCAACGCGUUAGUUGGUAUCUUUGUUUUUGUUUGUUUUUUUAACACACUCCUCAGUUUGCAAACAGUGAGACCGUCGGUACUAACGAGAAACGGUAGCAAACACAAGAUGCUGGAGAAGCGGAGCUUUGAUAGCUAACUGUUACAAAUCAGCAACAUUUAAGUUGUCUUGCAAUUGAGGCACUACUUUAAGCUAGCUAGCUGUGCACCACAACAACAAAAGCCAAAUGCCUAGCCCUUAUUCACUGACACAAGAGACUACAGGGACUGUUGUCUGUCCAGCACUAACACACUAAUGUUAAUGAUAUGUUAAAACGGACUACAGGUCGUGAAUUGUUUAGUACAGCCUAACAGGUGUGUGGACAAACAUGACUAUUAACUAACUAGCCCGCAAAGAAAAAGGUGCGAUAACAGGACUGAUUUGAGCCUUUCAGCUAAGACGUUCAGUUUGAGUGAGCCUAACCCUGUAAAUCACAACAACCUGUUGACCAUGGAGGGAAAUGUGCAACAACAGAAAACGACUCCUUUAGCUCGGGAGCUGACGAGGAUAUUUAACAGCUACAACAAGCACUCCAUACAACUGAAGAAGAACCUGAAAGAAACUAACGCAUUUUUCCGGGAAAUAAGGCAGAAUUACAGCAAUGCUUGUGCAUCAACCAUGAGCUCGGAUUCAGCUUCUCUGGAGGCAGGCCAGCUCAGCUGCAUCUCUUUCCCUAGCCAUGAGGAAGAGUUCCUGCGCAACACAGUGGGUGCUGCCCCGUACAUCCUGGUACUGGGCCAGGACUGUGCUGCCCGCUACCAGCUGCUUAACUGCCUUCUGGGGGAGAGGCUGUUGCCGCUGGGCCCUGAGGCCGGCGAGGCUUGUGAAGGAGUCCAGGGCACUGUCUGCAAGAGGCGGAAGCUGUGUUUCACCCACGGGAGACAGACACGGCUAAGUUUGGCUCUGCCUGGCCAAUAUGAGCUGGUACACCAAUUGGCGGCUAACUGUGGCCGCUGGGAUACGGUGCCCCGGGAGGAUCUGGAGAUCCAUGAAGAAUGUGAGGACCCAGCGCACAGGCUGGCAGAGCUGGAGAUUACCCUGCAUCACCCACUGCUACAGGAAGCAAAGGUCAUGGUGGUGCCUUGUCCGAGUGUCCAGCCUAUAGAAGAGGCCCUAGAAGACUGUACUCGCAGCGUGAUCCCCAUCAUCCUCUAUGCUAUCAACCAGGACUCCCUAAGCACAGAGCAGGUGGCUGAUCUCUGGAAGGUCAAAGAGCUGCUCCCUUUUCCCAUCUGUUUUGUUCGUAUGCCUAACACCACGCCAACAGCCUCCCCAGAACCCGGCCACCGUGCAGAGAAGGAAAAAGAGAAGGAGAAGAGCGCCCUUCAUAAGCAGCUGCUGGCCCUCGGUUUCCUCAGUAGCCCUACAGGAAACUGCUCUUGCGGCGCACCUACACAGGUGCCCACCCCAGGUGCCAAGCCCCAGAGCAUCCUGGGUGAGGCUUUUGAAAGACUGCAUCGGUUGCUGGUGCCUUUUUCUCGCCAAGUGCUUCAAAACCAGCAGGUUGAGGCUGCCAACCUGCUUAACGGGCUACACUGUCGCUGUCUGGAUCUUUUCAUCAACCAGGCCUUUGACAUGCAGAGGGACCUGCAGAUAACACCCCGCAGGCUGGAGUACACCCGUGAGAAAGAGGGUGAACUGUUCACCUCCCUUAUGGCCAUCGCUAACCGCAAACAGGAAGAGAUGAAGGAGAUGAUUGUGGAGACGCUCAGCAGCAUGAAAGAGCAGUUGCUGGAGGACGCUGCCAACCUGGAGUUUACAGACAUCAUUGUAACAACUAACGGAGAGCCUGUUACAUCAAAGGAGAUCAAGUCUUGCAUCCACCAAAUCCAGGAGCUGAUAGUCGUCCGUUUGAAUCAGGCUGUGGCCAAUAAGCUGAUCAGCUCUGUGGACUAUCUGAGGGAGAGCUUCGUAGGGACUCUGGAGCGAUGCCUCAACAGUCUGGAGAAGUCGACCAUUGAUUCUUCUGUCCACAAUAUCACUUCCAAUCACCUCAAACAGUUAUUAAAUGCUGCCUAUCACGUGGAGGUCACCUUUCACUCAGGAUCCUCCGUCACACGACUUGUCUGGGAGCAAAUCAAACAGAUAAUCCACCGGAUAACAUUUGUGAACCCUCCUGCCAUCACUCCAGAGUGGAAGCGGAAAGUGGCCCAGGAUGCCAUAGAAAGCCUCAGUGCUGCCAAACUGGCCCGAAGCAUCUGCUCCCAGUUCAGAACUCGCCUCAACAGUUCUCAUGAGGCCUUUGCAGCAUCUCUGCGUCAGCUGGAGGAAGGGCACACAGGCCGUCUGGAGCGCACUGAGGACCUGUGGCUGCGUGUGAGGAAGGACCAUGCCCCUCGGCUCGCCCGCUUGUCUUUGGAGAGUCGCUCCCUCAGGGAUGUGCUGCUGCAUGGCAAGCCAAAGCUUGGUCGAGAGUUGGGUCGCGGCCAAUACGGAGUUGUGUACUUGUGCGACAGCUGGGGAGGACACAACCCAUGUGCCUUAAAGUCUGUGGUACCGCCUGAUGAUAAACACUGGAACGACCUGGCUUUAGAGUUUCACUACACAAGGUCCCUGCCCAAGCAUGAGCGGCUCGUCGACCUGCACGGCUCGGUGAUUGAUCACACCUACGGAGGCGGCUCCAGCAUCGCUGUGCUGCUCAUCAUGGAGCGCCUGCACAGAGACCUCUACACAGGCUUGAAGGCGGGUUUAUCUCUGAAGGAGAGACUUCAGAUUGCACUGGAUGUUGUGGAGGGCAUCCGCUUCCUGCACAGUCAGGGUCUCCUGCACAGAGACAUAAAGCUAAAAAAUGUUCUGUUGGACAAACAGAAUCGUGCAAAGAUCACUGACCUUGGCUUCUGUAAACCAGAGGCCAUGAUGUCUGGCAGCAUUGUAGGAACUCCCAUCCACAUGGCUCCUGAGCUGUUUACAGGAAAGUAUGACAACUCUGUUGAUGUGUAUGCCUUUGGGAUCCUUUUCUGGUACCUCUGCACCGGUUCGGUAAAACUCCCAGAAGCCUUUGAGAAAUGCUCCAGCAAGGACCAGCUCUGGAACAAUGUUAAAAAAGGUGCCAGACCAGAGCGGCUGCCUAGUUUUGACGAGGAGUGCUGGCAGCUGAUGGAGGCCUGCUGGAACGGGGACCCUUCCCAGAGGCCCCUGCUCGGCAUUGUGGAGCCCAGCCUGCAAAGCAUCAUGGUCCGGCUCUGCAACUGCGGCUCCGAACAGAAAAGCAGCAGCCUCGAGGACUCAAACUGAAAACACUCCAGACAAACUAACACACGUGUGAUAAGGAUUCUGAUCAGAAAAGUAUUUUUGUUGUAUUUAUGAAGAGCUGAACGGAGAACUUCUGAAGAACAGGUGACCAGUAAAAAAAAAAAAAAAAAAAAAA
Toxotes jaculatrix (banded archerfish) is the source of this 3908-nucleotide messenger RNA. It is a transcript of the gene dstyk, whose product is annotated as dual serine/threonine and tyrosine protein kinase. The transcript is spliced from 14 exons. Gene Ontology annotation, molecular function: protein kinase activity; ATP binding. Gene Ontology annotation, biological process: protein phosphorylation. Lineage: Eukaryota; Metazoa; Chordata; Actinopteri; Toxotidae. Bases 992 to 3775 code for a protein of 927 amino acids. The record is from RefSeq and is a predicted model, not a curated record.